Molecule: messenger RNA, 729 nt
Organism: Yarrowia lipolytica CLIB122
Lineage: Eukaryota; Fungi; Ascomycota; Dipodascomycetes; Dipodascales
Source: RefSeq, a predicted model, not a curated record
AUGUCACAACCGGAAGCCGCGCUCAACAAGGCGUAUUCACUGGCCAAGUCGGCGCAAACGGCCGUCGCCAACAAAGACUAUGGUAAGGCGAUAGAGAAACACAAGGAGGCCGCUUCUCAGCUGCUACAGGCCAAGAAACUGUCCUCCAACGCGUCGGUUCAACGGGCGCUCGAUACCAUGUAUGCGCACCAUCUUGGCGAGUCGUCUAAACUCGAGGGCCUUGAGAAUUCACGGUUAUCGCGAAUUGCAAGAAUCGAUGAGGAGGAAGCAGAAGAGUUGGAGCAGCAACAGCAACAGCAACAGCAACAGCAACAGCAACAGCAACCGGCGCUGGUGACAGGAGAGGUGUCGCGUGCGGACAUGGAUUUCGCCCAGAUCAUCGACCGGUUUGUCAAUCUAUCCAUCUCCAUGAACAAUCAACAGGAGUUUGAAUUCGACGCGCCCAUGUCGGAGACGGAGGACUUGCAACAGACGGUAUCGCGUCUGAAAGUGCAUGUCAAAGCGCUGGAGCGGAAUGCCCAGAUGCGUUCCACGUCGUUGCAGAGUCUCGGUACCAAGCUACGGACGGAGCUGACGGAGCAUAACGAGGCGACGAUGAGAGAUCUGCGGGCUGAAAACGCCCAGUUGCGGGCCGAGAACGAAAAACUCAACGCCCAGAUGACAAAAAUGAAAUCCAAGUGGGACUCUCUUGUUCAGAAUGCCUUGAACAAGCGUAAGGAGAGGGGGUAG